UCCCUCCACAGUAAAACUGGUUGACAUUAACCUUCACAUACAAAGAUUCACACGAGACAUUCACACAGGACAGACAAUGGAUCAGGAAAAACUCUGCUGUUCAGUCUGUCUGGAUCUACUGAAGAAGCCGGUGACUAUUCCCUGUGGACACAACUACUGUAUGAGCUGCAUUAAAAGACACUGGGAUAAAGAGGAACCAAAAGGAGCCUACAGCUGUCCUCAGUGCAGAAAAGUCUUUGCACCGAGGCCUGAGCUGGUGAAAAACACUAUGUUAGCAGAGUUAGUAGAGGACUUGAAGACACCUGCAAUCCGACCUGCUUCAGCUGAUCUCUGCUAUGCUGGACCUAAAGAUGUUUCCUGUGAUGUCUGCACUGAAAAGAAGCUGAAAGCAGUGAAGUCCUGUCUGGUAUGUUUGGUUUCUUACUGUGAGCAACACCUCCAGCCUCACUAUGACUCCUCUGCCUUUGACAAACACAAGCUGGUCAAACCAUCGAACAGGCUGAAAGGGAACAUCUGUUCAACUCAUAAUGAGGUGAUGAAGAUGUUCUGCAGUACUGAUCAGCAGUGUAUCUGUUAUGUCUGCUGCCUGGACAAACAUAAACGCCAUGUAACAGUUCCAGUUGAAGUUGAAAGGGCAGAAAAAGACAAAGACCUUAAGAUGAAUCUGCAGGAAGUCCAGAAGAAAAUUCAGACCAGAAUGGAGGAAGGUGAAGUGCUUGAGAAAGAGAUGGAGGGAAUCAAACUGUCUGCUGAUAAAACAAUUGAAGACAGUGAUGCCAUCAUCGAUGAGCUGUUGAGUUACAUUAAAGAAAAAGGCUCAAAUCUAAAGCAGCAGAUCAAAUCCCAGCAGGAAACUGAAGAGAGUCGAGUCAUGGAGCUUCAGAAUAAUCUGGAGCAAGAGAUCACUGAGCUGAGGAGGAAAGAAGAGGAGCUGAAGCAGCUUUCACGCACAGAGGACCACACCGAAUUUCUACUAAGUUACUCCAUGAUGUCAAAACUCAGUGAAUAUACAGAUUCACCAAGCUUUAAAAUGUGUCAAGUUAAGUACUUUGAGGAUCUGCAAACAGCAAUGUUAGAAGCCAGAGAAAAUCUCAAAGCAUUUCUAAGUGAGGAAUGGAGGAAGAUCACCCUGACAGUGAGAUCAGUGGAUGUUUUAUUGCCACAAAUUGAACCUAAGACCAGAGAUGACUUUUUAAAACAUUCAUGUCAACUGACGAUCGACCCAGAUACAGUCCACAAAAAUCUCUUCCUGUCUAAUCAGAACAGAACCGUAUCAGACAGUGCUCCAAAUCCAAAUAUCUAUCCUGGAUAUAAAAAAAGGGACAGGUUUUCCAACAACCAGCAGGCCCUGAGUAAGGAGAGUCUGAUUGGACCUUGUUACUGGGAAGUGGAGAGGAAAGGGAAAGGCCUUUCAGUAGCCGUGACGUACAAGAAUAAAAAUAAACUGGAUCAAAGUGAUUUUGGAAGUAACAAUAAAUCCUGGGCAUUAGAGUGUUACGGUGACAGCUACAAAUUCAGUCACAAUAAAAUCACAACUCCCCUCUCAGGCCCUCUGUCCUCCAAAAUAGGAGUGUACGUGGAUCCUAGAGCAGGUGUUCUUUCUUUCUACAGCGUCUCUGACACCAUGGCCCUCCUCCACAGAGUCCAGACCACAUUCACUAAGCCGCUCUAUGCUGGACUUGGUAGUUAG
Haplochromis burtoni (Burton's mouthbrooder) is the source of this 1690-nucleotide messenger RNA. Its product is annotated as tripartite motif-containing protein 16-like. Bases 77 to 1690 code for a protein of 537 amino acids. The record is from RefSeq and is a predicted model, not a curated record. The transcript has a single exon. Gene Ontology annotation, molecular function: zinc ion binding; protein binding. NCBI's taxonomy places the organism in Eukaryota, Metazoa, Chordata, Actinopteri, Cichliformes, Cichlidae.